AUGCCUGUUACGAUGAAAGCCAGCCACUUGGCCAAAAUCGGAGGUCCCGAGGGUGUUAAAGUCCCCGAUCAAGUUCCCCGUCCGGUCACAAGCAAGGGAUUUAUUGACGACCGAAUGACACGCUACGGCAAGGAAGCUCUUGACAGGUUUGCUUUAGGGAAAUGGGUUUUCCAAAAGCAUGAUCGGCUCUAUUCCCUCGAGGAUGUUGAGCAGGCUCACCGAGACGUGGAAAAUCGGGCUGUUAUUCAUUAA
Molecule: messenger RNA, 252 nt
Organism: Penicillium crustosum
Lineage: Eukaryota; Fungi; Ascomycota; Eurotiomycetes; Eurotiales; Aspergillaceae
Product: Polyketide synthase enoylreductase
Exons: 2
Coding region: 1-252 (83 amino acids)
Source: RefSeq, a predicted model, not a curated record